Messenger RNA from Tetranychus urticae (two-spotted spider mite), 2433 nucleotides. RefSeq lists its product as uncharacterized. The record is from RefSeq and is a predicted model, not a curated record. NCBI's taxonomy places the organism in Eukaryota, Metazoa, Arthropoda, Arachnida, Trombidiformes, Tetranychidae.
UUUAAUAAAUUAUAUUAGUGAAAGUUUUUUUCUUGAUAGUCUCAGAACAAGAAAAGUCGAAACUUCAUACUGUUUCAAAGGCCAAAUGUUGAUUUUUUAAUGAAAUUUUUUUCCAUCGAUUUCGAGUCAUAACUCAUAUAAAAUGGAAAAGAUUUACGAAUUCGAGCAAAGUGCGAAAAAUUAAAUGAUCAAACCCGACUGUUACGACCUGAAUAGGAUAUACACUUAAAAUUGCGUGUUGAUAACAUUGUUAACAGCUUUUGAUUGACUAAAUGGUUACAGGAUGAUCGAGUUAUCAGGUUGAAAUGCUAAUUAUAAUCUAAUUUAUACAUUGUAAUAGCUGCAUGCAAUAGCUGAUUGAUUGGUAAAGGUAAAUAUUUUUUUCACAGGAAAUUUAUUUUCAUAUUAUGACAUUUGGCCAAUAAUUUGAUUAUUAUACUUUCAAUCAUUCAACUGAAUAUCAUUGUCAAUUAAGAUAACCUUCAAAAAGUCAAAAGUUAUUGUAUUAUUGGCCAUUAACUCUGAUGAGGAGUUGUUUUUUUUUUUGGUUAUGGCUUUGAAUUUUGAUCAAUCCCACUCCAGUUUAGUCAAUUAUUUCCAAAUCUUUGCUCAUUUAAUUGGUAUUAUCAAUAAUUAAUAGCUUAGGUUGAGUCCAAAUUGAAUGACAACUUGAAUUAGUCGAUCAAUGAAUUGAAAUGUGAGUCUCAGUUUUGACCAAAAACUGAGCCUUUUCAAGUCUUAUAUUUCACUGGAAAAUCUGUUAAGGUUGAGAAACAUAAAUCAAGUGAGAAUCUGUGUUUAAUACAAAAUUAAAUUAGUUGAUCAGUGUAAUAGUGAAUGUCAAAGUAAACAAGACAAAAAAAAACAAGAAAUCAUCAAAUGUUGACCAUUAAAUUGAAGCGUUAAAAUUACAAUCAGUUAACUGCCUGGAGUUGUCCAUAACAAGAUAAGAUGGUCCAGAUGAUUAUGAUGUUGAUUCUGAUGGACAUAAAUAUACUUGUACAAUUUAUUGUAAUAACUAACUAGUCUCAAAACCAUAGAGUAACAAGUGGGUUGAACUGAAGACAAAAACGCGCCUGAGCUUAAAAUCACUUUUUUUCAUUUAACCCAACAUUAUUUAACUUCACUUGCUUCUAAUUUUGUUGACUGAUCAAAUAGAAUCACCAAAUUAUAAUAUCAUCGUGAUCAAAUUAGUGUAUCCAUCGCAUUAUUCAUAACAUUUAAAUCAUGAAUAAACCAAAGCAACUUCACCAGUAAGCUCAGUGUUUCAUCUUGCAGUUUACAUUCAACAUUAACGGUUAACAUCACAAGUAACAUUUCAACAAACAUCUUGAAUAAAGCUACAAUUAACAUCAUAAUUCCCAUAUUUACAACUAAAUUAACAUCAUAAUCAAAAGAAAUCGUUUUCUUGUAUAAAUCUGGUUCAUUGGACAGUUUAAGAAUCAAGAUUUCUUGAUUUGUUUCCUUUUUGCUGUAGUUUUGCUCAUUGAAUUUGCAGUUAUAACAAUGAUUUGGAGCAUUUUCUUUGGUUAUUUAAUUUCCACACUUUUAAUUUCAAUUAGUUUAUCGUUUGAACCAAAUCCGAUUAUCUCUGGAAAUCAUAAAUUGCUGUUAAAACCAUUUAAAAUUGUAAUACCUCGCGAUGAUUUAACAUAUUUGCAACCUUAUCCCGAGUCUUUGGCUUAUAACUUGGGUCGCCAACGCAUCAAUGACUAUGUAAAAGCUCGACUAGCUGACCAUCCAAAUGAAUAUGGAGAGAGCAAAGAAGAUGGUGAAUCGGAAGGUUCCUAUGAAGAGGACGAGAAUGAAGAGGAUUUAGAUGAAAUUAACAAUACAAAUAAUAAAAAUAGCAAUAAAAAUGACCUUUACCAGCAACGACACAAUCACAAUGGAAAGGAUGUUAGACAAGUGAAUAAGAAGAGGUCAUCUGUAAUGCUUAAUAGACUUGGAUUUGUCCUGCACAAGGCUGCACAUAAAGUCAACGCUCCGCGAAUGGAAAAAUCAACAAGAUCUGAUGAUAUUGGCGGUGGACCCAAAUUUACCGACAAAUCAGGCACAAAGGAUAACAUGCUUAAAUGUUUUUUCAACGGAGUCUCAUGUUUCUGAGUGUGAAUAACCAACAUGGCGCAUACAAAAGGCCAAUUUUGCAAAAAGCUCGGAGAACAGUAAUUGUGUGAAUUUGAUGGACCCAAUUUUGACUGGUCUUUACUAUCAUCGUCAUCUUUUUCAUUAUCAUUAUCUGAACAGUAGUUUGUUGUAAAGAUGCAUGUGACUCACUACUUUGCAAAUGAAUUGUUGAAAUUUGUUAUUACCGUCAAAUAGUAAUGAUAAACCAACGUGUUACCUUUGCAAGCAAACCAAAAGACACAAACAAAUGAACAAAAAUUGAUAAACACAUUAAUAAGAAUAAUAAAUCUUCUGAUUAUCAUAUGA